Molecule: messenger RNA, 948 nt
Organism: Candidozyma haemuli
Lineage: Eukaryota; Fungi; Ascomycota; Pichiomycetes; Serinales; Metschnikowiaceae
Exons: 1
Coding region: 1-948 (315 amino acids)
Source: RefSeq, a predicted model, not a curated record
AUGAAGCUCUCUAUUCUUUACGCUACUACAGCAGCAGCAGCGCUGACUUUCCAGAUCAUGACUCUCAGGUCAGGUACUCCCUACCAGGGUGGUCGUCUUGGUCUGUCUUCAGGCCAGGUUGUAUAUGCUGGUGGGAGUGAAAUCAAGUGGGUUCUUAACGACGAUGGCUCUUUGGCAGACAAGAACUCCAAGAAGUACCUUACCGUUGAGGAUGGUUGGUUUGUGUUUAGCGACACUGCUGAGAAGGCCUUCUCUUUGGAUGCUGACCGUUUGGCCUACAACGACGAGCCAUCGUUUGGAAUCUGUCCUGACGACCACGGAAGGGUCCAGUUCAACGGUACUUGUUCUGACUACACUGGUGUUGCCCUUCAGGCUGUCGGUAAGAAGUUUUCGUUUGGAUACCACCCAGACCGCUUCCACUGGCCAGGAGAAGAACCUGAAUCCUCCUCUGCAAGUGAGAGUCCACAUACCACCAUCGCCAAAAGAGAACCUACUAACGCUGGAGGUGCCAUCUACGAUCCUCUGAACACCAACCCAGCCUCGAUCCAAGAACCCAAGCCAAAAAACGGUGAGGAGUUCUCUCUUACUGUCAGUAAGAACCGCGGUUGGUUCUGGCACUGGACUAAGAUCAAGAAGUUUGACUUGCACCCUCACGUGUACUCCCUUUCCAGAAAGUCUGGCAAGGAGGUGAAGUUCCUGUUCCAGGAUGACGGCAAGUCCUUAACUGACUCUGAUGGUCGUGACGUUAUUGUUCGUGACAACGGAGAGAUGGGAGAAGUGGCUCCUGAUGGCCAUGAGAAGGCCCUGCCAUACUUUGACGUCAAGAACGGGUACCUCCUUUUCAACGGCGACUCUUGGUGGUGGGCAUGUCCAAACGACGUGGAUGAUCUUUACGUUUCGAAAAAGGAAUGUGAAAAUGGUAAAGCUUUCAACUUUAGAGUAAGAUGA